AUGCACCACCGCGACCUCACACUUCGCCAGAUUCUCGAAAAAGCGAAUCCGGCGCCACCGCCAGAAUCUCUCGCGAUGUUUCUUCCAGGCUGGGGUAGUCGGUCUCCAGCCGAGCCUCGAUCCGGUCUUGCACACGAUGUCGUGGGCCUUGGGCCUCUCGUCCCUCUGCUUCGUUUUGCGUUGUUGUUUGCAGAGCUGAGUGGCUUCUCCUUGUCUCCUCUUGCGGGCCUGGUCAAUCUCGAAUAA
Messenger RNA from Parastagonospora nodorum SN15, 246 nucleotides. RefSeq lists its product as hypothetical. The transcript is spliced from 2 exons. The record is from RefSeq and is a predicted model, not a curated record. NCBI's taxonomy places the organism in Eukaryota, Fungi, Ascomycota, Dothideomycetes, Pleosporales, Phaeosphaeriaceae. Bases 1 to 246 code for a protein of 81 amino acids.